GCGCCGCCGCUGCCCAGAUCCGGCCGCCGCUGCCCAGAUCCGGCCGCCGCCCGUUCGCUGGACUGCGAGCUCGUCUGCGCCGCCCUCGUCCAGAUCUGCGCCGCUGCCCAUCCGCCGUCGCGGAUCUCGUCCAGUUCCGCGGCCAUCCUCGCGGAUCCUGGCUGCUGCCCAUCCGCCGUCGCGGAUCUACCCUUCCUGGCCGCCGCUGUCCACUGCUGUCCGCCCCUGGUCGCCGUGCCUGCUGCGCCAGGGCGCAGUUCCCAGCAGUGCUGUCCACUGCUGUCCGCUGCUGUCCGCCGUGCCUGCUGCGCCAGGGCGCAGUUCCCAGCAGUGCUGCGCCAGGCUGCUGUUCCCAGCAGUGCUGCGCCAGGCUGCUCAACAGUCUGCGGAUCCGGAUCUGCGUCGCCGUCAACUGCACCCUGCCUCGUCGCCAUCUGCGCCGUGCGCCGGUGGCUGCCAUUGCGGGCUGACUGAUCAACUCGGCUUCUGCGACCAAGACCUUCGUCAACUCGUCCAACUCGGACUGCUGUCAGCUGCGGUUCCUCUGGUUUGCUUGGUUUCCAGUCUCCUGUUCUUCCUGUUUUUCAUUGAAUUCAACAUGACGACAAAUGCUAUCGUGGUCAAUAUCACUCUUGAUUGACACAAUUAUCCGGAAUGGGCUUUCUGUGUUGAGACUGCACUCAGAGGACAUGGAUUACUCUUUCAUUUGACUGGUGCGGCACCCAUACUUGCGGAUGAUCGUCGCAAUGCUGCUGAUAUCAAAACAUGGCAGCUUAAUGAUGGUAAAGUGAUGGCUGCUAUGGUGAACAGCGUCAAACCGUCUAUGAUUAUGAGUUUGUCUAAAUUUAAAACUGCCAAAGCCAUCUGGUCUCAUUUGAAGGAGCGUUUUGUUCAGGACAGUGGUGCUCUAUCACACACUCUCAUGCAACAGACACAUGUUAUUGAGCAAAAUGAUAUGAGCAUUGAUGAGUACUACUCAGCCUUUGAUCGUCUGAUGAGUGCUUUGACAUCUAUGGUGCCAGCCUGUACUGCUGAUCCGUGUCCUGCUCAUCAGUUUAUUGAGAAGUUCUUCACUUACAGAUUUGUUAUGGGCGUUCGGACCGAGUUUGAUUCUCUUCGUGCUCGUUUACUUCAGGGUUCUGACACUCUCAUAAUGGCUAAGGCGUUGUCUGAUUUACUUGCUGAAGAGACUCGUCUUCAUUCUCUGUCCUCUACUGGUGGUAAUCCUCACAGUGUGUUGGCUGCUGCCCAGAAACCUAAGAAUAUUUUUAAGCCUUGUGAUCAUUGUGGCAAGACCAAUCAUCGAUCUGAGCUUUGCUUUGUCAAGUUCCCUGAUAAGUUGACUGAUUUCCGUGCACGACGUGCUGCUCGCGGUCGUGGUCAAGGACCAUCUAAUAGAGGCUCAGUUGCUGUUGCUGCCACUUCGUCCGCCUGUACUUCAGAGUCGGCCUGGGUACUUGAUUCAGGAGCUUCCUUUCAUGUCACAUCUGAUCAGUCAAAGUUGGCUUCUACUACACCUGUCACAGAUGGUGCUUCAGUGCAGACAGCUGAUGGACCUUCGCACAGGGGAAGUGAUUGGGACUGGCCGUCGCCGUAGAGCUGCUCCUCGCCUCUACAUCUUGGACUCUUUGCGGCUUCCUUCUUUGGCUACAUCUCCAGCGCAUAUGCUUUCAGCUACCCUUGCUUCUGUUGCGUCUUUUGCCCAGUGGCAUCAUCGUCUAGGUCAUUUGUGUGGAUCUAGAUUGUCUACACUAAUAAAGUCAGGUUGCUUAGGUCAUACUUCGGUUGAGUCUGAUUUUCAUUGUAAGGGUUGUCAUCUUGGAAAACAAAUACAACUUCCAUAUUUUACUAGUAAUUCUCAUUCUGUUAAACCCUUUGAUUUGGUUCACUCUGAUAUUUGGGGUCCUGCACCUUUUGUGUCAAAAGGUGGAUAUAAAUAUUAUGUCAUUUUUAUUGAUGAUCAUUCUCGCUACACUUGGAUUUAUUUUAUGAAACGCCGCUCUGAGCUGAUUUCUAUUUAUAAAACCUUUGCUCGUAUGAUUCACACUCAAUUUUCCACUCACAUUAAAAUCUUUCGUUCUGAUUCGGGUGGUGAAUAUUUAUCUGAUAAUUUUCGCCAGUUUUUGACUUCAGAGGGUACUCUUGCUCAACUUUCUUGCCCUGGUGCUCAUGCACAUAACGGUGUGGCUGAACGCAAACAUCGUCACAUUAUAGAAACUGCUCGCACUUUGUUGAUAUCUUCUUUUGUCCCUUCACAGUUUUGGGGUGAAGCAGUUUCUACUGCGGUUUAUCUCAUCAAUAGACAACCGUCAUCCAAACUCUCUGGCAAAACACCUGGUGAAGUUCUUUUCGGAACUCCUCCACGAUAUGACCACCUUCGAGUUUUUGGAUGUAUGUGUUAUGUCCUAUUAUCACCUCGUGAACGUACUAAAUUGACUGCUCAAUCUGUUGAGUGUGUUUUUCUUGGAUACAGCCCUGAACAUAAAGGCUAUCGAUGUUAUGAUUCAUCUUCUCGUCGCAUGCGCAUUUCUCGAGAUGUGAGUUUCAACGAAAAUCGUCCCUUCUUUUACAAUUCUUCCACUCAUUCUUCGUUUUAUUCCACAGAGUCUACCUCCUUCAUGAGCCUUCCUCCCAUUUCUGAAACUUCAUCAGUAUCACCACCUACUGUUUCUACCCCAGAUGUCCUUAUUCCCAUCACACCACCUUCCACUUCCACACCCUCUCAGUCUUACUCUUCCAAACCACCUGUCACUCAGACUUACAUUCGUCGUCCUCGCUCUACUCCCACGACCAGUCCUGAUGAUGAUCCUGUUGUUGAUACUUGUACUAACAAUGAUGACUCUCAUGUUGUUUUUAAUCAGGGAUAUCAUCUUCGUGAUCGUGGCACUAUUGCAGCUCCAGACCGUUAUGGGUUUUCCCGUGUUGGGGCAGUCAUUGCUGAACCAUCAUCUUAUAAAGAGGCUUCUGGUAUACCUGAGUGGCAGCUUGCUAUGACUGAUGAAUUAAAUGCCCUUCAUCGCACGUGUACAUGGGAUGUUGUUCCGUUACCUGCUGGUGCGGUACCUAUCACGUGCAAAUGGGUCUUCAAGGUUAAAACCAAAUCUGAUGGGUCUAUUGAGCGAUAUAAAGCUCGUCUUGUCGCCAGAGGUUUUCAACAGACACAGGGUAUUGAUUAUGAUGAGACUUUUGCACCUGUGGCCCAUCUGACUACUGUCCGAGCCUUACUUGCUGUUGCAGCCUCAUCUUCUUGGACUAUCUCUCAGAUGGAUGUCAAAAAUGCUUUUCUUCAUGGUGAUUUACACGAGGAAGUCUAUAUGUAUCCACCUCCUGGGAUAGAAGUUCCAUCAGGGCAUGUAUGUCGUCUCCGUCGAGCCUUGUAUGGUCUCAAACAAGCUCCUCGUGCUUGGUUUGAGAGAUUUGUUUCUGUCAUCAAGGCUUGUGGUUUCUAUUCUAGUGAUCAUGAUCCUGCAUUGUUCAUUCAUGUUUCUUCACGAGGACGCACGUUGCUAUUACUAUAUGUUGAUGACAUGUUGAUUACAGGCGAUGAUCCAGACCAUAUUGCUCAUGUGAAGUCGUCUCUGAGUAAGGAAUUUCAAAUGUCUGACUUGGGGGCACUCAGUUAUUUCUUGGGCAUUGAGGUUUUGCAGACUCAAGAUGGUAUUUAUCUUUCUCAGGCUAAGUACAUACAAGACCUUCUUGAUCGUUCUGGUCUUAGUGAUACUCGUAGUGUUGCCACACCUAUGGAUCUUCACUUAUCUCUUCAUUCGACUGAUGGGACACCUUUGGAAGAUCCAUCUCGAUAUAGACAUCUUGUUGGCAGCUUGGUUUACCUUACUGUCACCAGGCCAGAUAUUGCUCAUGCGGUUCAGAUCUUGAGUCAGUUUGUCUCUGCUCCUACAUCAGUUCAUUA
This is a messenger RNA of Zea mays, 3910 nucleotides long. RefSeq lists its product as uncharacterized. The transcript is spliced from 2 exons. The record is from RefSeq and is a predicted model, not a curated record. The coding region runs from base 791 to 1597 and encodes 268 amino acids. NCBI's taxonomy places the organism in Eukaryota, Viridiplantae, Streptophyta, Magnoliopsida, Poales, Poaceae.